GCUGAACCACUGAGUUCGGUAUUCACGAUGUUCUGACGUGUGGUCAGGAUGAACGGUAACCAGUUUCCAGGAUGGAGGUGUCACCUGGCCACUGAAAGCCCCCUGUGAUGGGGGGCUUUCCCAGCUGCAGCUCCAGCCCUGCCCCCGCUCGCACCCUGCCCCGGGCACUAGCCCCAUCUCCCAGCUCAACUCCGUUCCUUAAUGGGCAUUUCCUGAAUACCUACUGUGUGCCAAGCAAGGUCCUGCCUCCAUCCAUCGAGGCCCAGCGCUGGCGCAGUGAGAACUUCGAGAGGCCAGUGGACCUGGAGGGCUCUGGGGAUGAUGACUCCUUCCCCGAUGACGAGCUGGACGACCUCUACUCUGGGUCGGGCUCGGGCUACUUCGAGCAGGAGUCGGGCAUCGAGACAGCCAUGCGGUUCAGCCCAGAUGUGGCCAUGGCAGUGUCCACCACCCCUGCAGUGCUUCCCACCAUGGACAUCCAGCCUGUGGGCACCCCGUUUGAAGAGCUCCCCUCCGAGCACCCCACCCCGGAGCCAGCCACCAGCCCCCCAGUGGUGACGGAGGUCCCAGAAGAGCCCAGCCAGCGAGCCACCACCAUCUCCACGCCCACAGCUACCACCGCUGCCACAACUGCGGGGUCCCUGACUGUGGCCACAGUGCCCGCCACGGUGGCCACCGCCACCCGCAGUGUGCCUGCGGCACCCCCAUCCACGGCCAUCACCUCUGUCAUAAGGACCACCGACGUACGGAGGCUCCUGCCUCUUCCGUUGACCACGGCAACCACGGCCCGGGCCACCACCCCAGCGGCGCCCUCCCCUCCCACCACGGUGGCUGUCUUGGACACGGAGGCCCCAACACCCAGGCUGGUCAGCACAGCUACCUCUAGGCCAAGGGCCCUUCCCAGGCCAACCACCACCCAGGAGCCUGACAGCCCUGAGAAGAGCACCUUGCCCCUGGGGACCACGGCCCCUGGACCCACGGAAGUGGCUCAGACCCCAACUCCAGAGUCCAUCCUGACCACGAUCCGGGAUGAGUCAGAGGUGCCCGUGAGCGGGGGCCCCAGCGGGGACUUUGAGCUGCCAGAGGAAGAGACGACGCAGCCAGACACGGCCAAUGAGGUGGUGGCUGUGGGCGGAGCCGAGGCCAAGCCAUCCCCUCCACCUGGGGCACUGCCCAAGGGUGCUCGCCCAGGCCCUGGCCUCCUGGACAAUGCCAUCGACUCAGGCAGCUCAGCCGCCCAGCUGCCUCAGAAGAGCAUCCUAGAGCGGAAGGAGGUGCUCGUAGCUGUGAUUGUAGGUGGGGUGGUGGGCGCCCUGUUCGCUGCCUUCCUGGUCACUCUGCUCAUCUACCGCAUGAAGAAGAAGGAUGAGGGCAGCUACACAUUGGAGGAGCCCAAGCAGGCCAGCGUCACGUACCAGAAGCCUGACAAGCAGGAGGAGUUCUAUGCCUAGCGGAGCCACAGUGCCUCCCAUAGCCUCAGCGUCACCCCUCCGCCUAGUCCCCGGCCCGGCCCCACCAGCCCUGGCCUGGGACUGAGCCUGGGAGGGAGCCUAGCCCAGGUUCAUCCCUGCCCGCCCUCCCAGGGUCUGCCCAGACUGCCAGCCUCACACAGAUCUUACCUGAGGGACAGGGGGGCGUGACCAUCAGCCCUUGACUGUGCCCUUACGAGCUCAUCUCUUGUCCCCUGCCCUCCCCGCAAUCAGCCUGGGGCUUCAGGACCUUGUGUCAGCCGGACAGGAGGAAGGAGGCUCUGUAUUGGCUGGUAGAAAGAAGGGGUGGGGCUUGAGAUGGGCUCCAGGCCCCAACCUGGCCCCCCUACCAGGGCUAGCUGAGGUCUCCUUUCGGAGGUGGAGGAGCACAUGGGCUGAUUUCUAGGACAAGCUUUUGGCAAGCUCAGCCCUCAAAAUCAUCGAGACACACCACAGCCUCUCGCUACUGUCCCAGCAGCCCUCUCUGCCCAGGAGAGACGGGACCUCUCGUCACCAGCCUGUUCUGCCCUGGCCUGUCCAGGGUUGUGGGGCCAUUCUCCCCUCGCCCCUGCCCAGUGCCCGUGUACCGCAGGCCUCACCUCAUCCCAGUGUGCCCCUAAGGAAUGGACCUCCUCUGGACGGGCAGCCACUGGUGAGGUGGGGCUGGGCUGCUUGGGCCUCCCUCCCUCUAGCAGGUGCCCCCUGCACGGAUGCCAUCUCCCACACCGUCACCUGUAACAUCACAUGCCAAGACAAAAGCGUGGGAUGACAAAAUCUGACGCAGUUCCCACCACCCGCCAAUGCAGACACAUCACAGACACAUGCUUCCAAAGAUGAUGUUUAUUCUCAUGUUCUUCUCACGUCCCCCCCCCCCAUGCUUAUAACAAUGCAAGCCGCUAGUCAUCGUCACCUGACGGUGACAGUGUGGCCUGGCCCUCUCUCGGUCCUCCUCCCCCAUGCACGUGUCUCCAGCUUGCGGGCUCACUGGAGAGGGUCGAGCUGGAACCGUCAGCCCAUAUUGGGUCCCCUGAGUUGCUCUGCCACGCUCAGCCCCUCACCGCGACGCCAACACCCACCACACGGCCGCCAACCCCAGCAUGUCAGAUACAACCCCAUGUGGAUGCACAAUCUUACCCACCCUGCCCCGCGCUUGCGCUGGAGGGGAACCAGUGGGCACGUGUGGGGGGGAGGGGGAUGUUGCCACAACCCCUCCCCCCCAGGGCAUUGCACGUUGGUGGGAUGGGUGGGGCCUGCUCGCCUCCUCUCUGUAGCUCGCCAAGGGGUAAGUUCAGGGCCAGUCACACCCCGCCCCCUGCCUCUAGCUAGGAGCCUUGCUGAGGAAGGCAGGCUGGUUUCUGGAAUGCGACCACCAGGCCGUGAAGUGGACUUGGGUCACCCAGGGCCACAAGGCCUGGGUGGGGAGAGGGGUGUGCGGCCUGGCUCCCGGCCUCCCUGAACCCUCUCCUGCUCUGAGCUCGGGGCUGACUCUGCCUCCCAGGACACAAGUCUCCAAAGUGCCUGCGAGGGUGGGCCCUGGUGACUGGGCCUCCUGCACCCUCCCCGGGGCCUCGCUGGGCCCGCCUUGGUCCCACCCUGGGGUCCUCCUCUGUGGACACCUGCCCACUCAUUGGCCAGACAAGAUGACGGACCUCCCAGCCGCAGCUGGAUGGACCUGCAGCUGGAAGCAGGCCAUCCAGCACACUGCCCCAGGCCGGGAGCUGAGCAGGAGGGGUCAGGGGCGUCCCAGACCUCGGCCCACCUCCCCCUUCUGUGUUACCCUUGGGCGGGGGGGCCACUUCUGUAGGUAUUUUAAAUGUAGGGUCAUAGAUCUCUUUUGGGGAGGAGGGUGUGGUUGGUGGGGGCUCCUGAGGCCACAGGAUGUGGUCUGAGUUGCGGUUGGCUGGUGCUCACCCCCCCCACCCCAUCCCUCACUUUGAACCCAGAUUAAAGUCAGGAACCCAGCUUUUAUUUCUCUUCCCUUUUCUAGACUCCCUGACAGCAGAUGUCUGCAGGGUGAGGGGUGGGGGUGCCCGAGGCGGUGAGAGCAAGGCUCCAGGGAACUUCCACACCCCAUCUUUGGCACCAUCCUGCUUCCGGGCUGGGGCUCCGUCUUUUGGACUCAGUGUCCCCACUGGGCAGGGCCUGGAGGCCUGUGAGGGACCCAGUUAGUCCCAAACUUUGAGAUGGGCUGGAGUGAGGGGAGGCACCCUGAGCCUGUGAUUUGGUGAAGGCGAGGCGGCCUGGUCAGUCUUCCCUGGAGCGGAAGAGCUGUGGGCCAGGGGACCAAAGUCCUGGCCUCCCUCUACCCUGCUUUCUGGUGGGCUGCUGUCUGGGGACCAGCAGCUCUGGUGACAAGGCCUGGGCAGGCCAAGGCUGAGAAGCCAGGGAGCAUGGAGGGGAGGGGACGUGAACCCAGGGAUGGUGGGCAUGGGGUAGGAGACCCCUGCAAGGGCCACACAUAGCCCAUGGAGGGGCGGAGCCCAGCAGGGAUGGAUGAGCUGGGCUUGGUUGGGCUGGGGUGGGCUUGGCGUGGCCCACAGGGAUGCAGUCUGGUCCCAGCAGGCCUGACCCCACCACGUCCUGAGGCCUGGCUUCUAACUUAGGACUUGGGGCUUUGCCUCCUGGCACUGGCCUCUUCUCUCUGUCCUUAGCAUUUCAGAGAAGGGGCCAAGGGCCUUGUUCAUGGAGCCCUGGACCUGAGCCCAAUGCCCAGGCUUUUAUCCUCAUGAAAUUGAACACAGUCUGACUGGCCCAAGUGCACUCUGGCCAGCCCGGCUCGGGCAAGGCAGUCCAGGAGAGAGGUCGGUUAGAAGGAUGAGCUGGGACUCUCCCAGGUGCAAUGUGGGUGCAGGGCUCUCACCCUGCCUGGGCGCAAAAUGGGAUGCGUGCAGCACCUGCCCAGAUAGGCACGAGUGUGCCUGGGGAGGGUGUCCCGCAGGGCCCUGGCAUUUCCUAGAAGCAGGGCACAUUCUAAAGCGGGGGGUGGGGGAGCUUGUGUGGCUGGAGAAUCUGGGGCUCCAGCUGCCAGGGAGGAAGGCUGGGGCCUAGGGGGUUUGGGCCCACGCUCCAGCUGUGACUUCUAGAACCGAGGCUCUGGCUCCCUGAGGGGCCAUGGGAGGGUACCUUUCCUGAAAGGUUUGUCCCCUUGCGCCCUGGAGGUGGAUGGGUGGUAACCAGGACUGGGUGAGGCAGGUCUGUGGUCGGGGACUUGGGGCACUUGGUCCAGACCACCACUGGGGUGGGCAAAGCCGUCUGUCCAGGUUUCCAGGCUGGGGCCCCAGGAACAGGAAGCGGGCCCAUCUCUGCCUCUUGGAUGGGGCAAGAGUGGCCACCACCUCCUGGGCUGUCCCAGAUUUCUCCUGACAGCCACCACACUGGACUUGCUUCCUCAGGCCUCCUGCCUGUAAAUAGAAGCCCACGCACUGUACAGAUUUACAGAGAUGCCGAGACCGGGGCCCGGAGUGGCCGUCCAAGGGCAGAUGGGGCCAGUACCCCCAGUGCCCCUCCCCCCGGCAGCUCUGUGCGCCCAGCCCCAGCGUGGCAAAUACAUGUAAAUAUUUUUCGUAGGCGGUGUGGCUCCAGAGAGUCCCCUGAAGACAGUGUCCGUCCUGUGCGUCCUUUCUCCUGUACAGAGCCCUUCACGCCCCCGGCCCCGGGGUGGGUGGGAAUGUGUCCUUCCCUGCCCCCAAGCCUUCCCUGCCCUCUCCACCCCCCCCCCAAUAACCUGUUUAUUAACCAUACCUGUCCUGAGUUCAUGGCCAAAUCUCUAAAUAAGGAAAAGCGGAGGGGAAAAGACUGGAAAAAGAGACCCAGGUGCCUGCCCCGCCCCCCGGGGGUCCUCACCUGUCCCAGCCUUGUGAAGGAGCUAUUUGGGGUUUUUUGUUUGUUUUUCUUUUCUUUUCUUUUCUUUUUUUUAACACUUCCCGUGCUGUGCCCAUUUAUAAGAGGAAAUAAACUUAAGCUGAAAGGAUA
Suricata suricatta (meerkat) is the source of this 5441-nucleotide messenger RNA. It is a transcript of the gene SDC3, whose product is annotated as syndecan 3. The transcript has 5 exons. NCBI's taxonomy places the organism in Eukaryota, Metazoa, Chordata, Mammalia, Carnivora, Herpestidae. Gene Ontology annotation, cellular component: cell surface; membrane. Gene Ontology annotation, biological process: cell migration. Bases 108 to 1451 code for a protein of 447 amino acids. The record is from RefSeq and is a predicted model, not a curated record.